Molecule: messenger RNA, 2101 nt
Organism: Labeo rohita (rohu)
Lineage: Eukaryota; Metazoa; Chordata; Actinopteri; Cypriniformes; Cyprinidae
Gene: bnip2
Product: BCL2 interacting protein 2
Exons: 11
Coding region: 495-1826 (443 amino acids)
Biological process (GO): apoptotic process
Cellular component (GO): cytoplasm
Source: RefSeq, a predicted model, not a curated record
UGUGCGUGUUAUUGAGUCAGACUUCACCUCAAUUCACCCGACACUUCCAAAAGAAGAAUGACGGCCGGUUAAAGCAACAGAUGAGAUGGGUCUUUGGGGUUUGUCAGCUGUUAAAUCAAUCCUCUAGACCGUUAUCGACUAUUUUAAAUGUUAUUUCCACACGCAUUUCUCACCGUUAUUUGUGUUUAACUGACAGCAGUCGUGCUGUAGGAAGGAAGCAGGAGAGGAAAAGGGACUGGCUGCGCACUGCUGGCCUCCUAAACACACUCUCAUCGGGGACUUUACUUAAAAGGGCAAGAUUGCUUUGAUAGCGAUAUAAAUGCUGGUAUUUUAAACACGAUCUAUUAUAAGUAUUAAUAUUAAUCAGAGACAUCAAAGACUAUGUGAAGUCGUUAUUGUUUGAAUAUCAAGGUUUGUUUUUCGUGCAAAGGAUUGUUUUUCUUGCGCCUUUUGCUGAUCGAUUAUAGUUGAUCACACAUCAGCCGUCAUCGAUCAUGGCCACAGAUGUAAUAGCGGCUGAAGAAGUCUCAAACCAGAGAGACUCCGGUGAUCUGAACGCCAACAAAAGUAAUCCCGAAUCAGACACACCCAGCCGGACAUCUGAGACGCAAGAAAACAGGAAUAUAAGUAGCCCAUUAUCGUUAUCGUCGUCGUCAUCGGUUCAUUCUGGGGAAGAACUACCUCAGGACUCCAUAACAGGGAAUUCACUGGCGAAUGGAGACAGUCCGACAAGAACAGGAGAUCCGCCGCAGGAAGCAGCGACUCCAGACAAUAGACAAAAACAAGGCGUGAGGACUUCAACUCCUGUGCGAGCAGCGCAAACACACUCUUCACCAGCUGAACACAAUGGAAGUUUUGAGCACCAGGAGUCGGUUGCUACCACAGAGGCACGGCUGAGAAUGGAAGGGGUGGAGCUAAAGGAGGAGUGGCAAGACGAAGACUUCCCUAGACCACUCCCAGAAGAGGGGGAUCUUCAUCUUGAUGAUGAACUUUUCACUGGCUCUUCUAGUGAAGGAGCACCUGCUUCACAGUCUUAUGGACUAAACAGUGCAAAGAAAACCAAAAAGAAGCUUUUGGCUCCGGACAUCAGUCUAAACCUAGACCACAGUGAGGGUUCGGUCCUGUCAGAUGAGCUGGAUGAGAGUACAGAACUGGACCUGGAUGAUAUAGACACCCCUUCAGACAACAGCAACGAGUUUGAGUGGGAAGAUGACCUCCCGAAACCUAAAAACGCAGACCUGCUGCGUAAAGGAGUGGAGUCGGUGCAGGAAUUCACCAGCACGGAGGAACGGGAGGAGGGCCGUCGCUGGAGAGUCUUCCGCAUUGGAGAGCAGGAGCACCGGGUGGACAUGAAGGCCAUUGAGCCCUACAAAAGGGUUAUCAGCCAUGGAGGUUACUAUGGCGAUGGAUUGAAUGCCAUCAUCGUCUUUGCUGUUUGCUUUAUGCCUGAGAGCAAUCAACCAAAUUACAGAUACAUCAUGGACAAUCUUUUCAAGUAUGUCAUAGGAACUCUAGAGCUGCUUGUAGCUGAAAACUAUAUGAUUGUAUACCUGAACGGAGCCACUUCGCGCCGAAAGAUGCCGAGUGUGGGCUGGCUCAGAAAAUGCUAUCAGCAAAUAGAUCGAAGGUUAAGGAAGAAUUUGAAGUCAUUGAUAAUUGUGCACCCGUCCUGGUUUAUUCGCACCCUCCUGGCCCUCACAAAACCUUUUAUAAGCUCAAAAUUUAGCCAGAAAAUCAAGUAUGUGUACAGUCUGACAGACCUUGCUGAGCUUGUCCCAAUGGAGUACGUUUCCAUACCAGACUGCAUUAAACAAUUUAGAUUCUGACGUUCUCUUCUCUCAGCUCUGCUGCUGUUAGUUUGGAUUGACCAGGACAUGCGUGGAAAGGUGGAGAUGGCCACCGCUGCAGUGCCAGAGUGAGUCAGAGGACUUGAACAGAGAAGCUGGACGAAUAAAAGAGAAUGUAUUGGGUUUCUUUUAACUGGAGAAUGCAAGAUCUUGAUGUCAGAAAAGUGCCUUUUAAAGGAAUACUUCGCCGCAGAGUAUAAGUUCCGUCAGCGUUUACUCUCUCUCGUGUCAUUCCAAACCCAUAUGACUUUUUU